Tarenaya hassleriana is the source of this 3645-nucleotide messenger RNA. RefSeq names its product serine/threonine-protein kinase CTR1-like. The transcript is spliced from 17 exons. The coding region runs from base 499 to 3318 and encodes 939 amino acids. The record is from RefSeq and is a predicted model, not a curated record. NCBI's taxonomy places the organism in Eukaryota, Viridiplantae, Streptophyta, Magnoliopsida, Brassicales, Cleomaceae. Gene Ontology annotation, molecular function: ATP binding; protein kinase activity. Gene Ontology annotation, biological process: protein phosphorylation.
UCUUCUUCUUCUCAUCCCUCUUUUUCUCGCCGAGCUCAUCCAUCACCUUGAACAAAACAACGAAACUCCUCUCUCUCUCUCUCUCUCUCUAUCUCUCUCUCUCUCUCUCGUACACACAGAUCUCAAUCGGCGGUGUUUUUGUUUAUCCGGCGUCCGUUCUGGGAGUACUGUGCUUGAUUCAGAAGUUGAAGAAAACGUUGCAAUCGAGCCCUGUUUCUUUUUCUGAUUCAGAAGUUGAAGAAAACGUUGCAAUCAAGCUCUGUUUCGUGGAUUUUCGGUCGACAAGUUCGACUCAAGAUCUCUGUUUCUCUAUUAAUCAGAUCCUUUAGUGCAUCUUUUUUUUUUUGGGUUUUUGAUGAAGAGUUUGGGUUGAAGGUUUGAAGGAUUUGGACUAGAACGAUAACGGAGUGUUUCGAUUUGUUCGAAUCGUUUUUGUUUUUAUCUAUUUUUUGUUAGGGUUUUCGUGAGAUCCCCGCGAGGCUUUCCGGAGAUUGAGAAAUGCCUCACCGCACGACUUACUUCUUUCCUCGGCAGUUCCCGGAUCGUGGGUUCGAUCCGCUGUCGCAUAAGAAUCUAUUGGGUAUUGAUCAGGAGAAGAAAGCUAGCAGAAGUAACACCAAUGAUGGCUUCAAUGGCGUCAAUGGAGGCGGAAGCGAUGAUUUUAAGCAGAAGGGGAAAGAGAAGGACUUGUCGUCUUCUCAUUUCUCGAAGAGCUCCGCCGUGUCGGAUCCCUUCAGCGAGGAUCUGAAGGGACAGAAGAAGCAGCAGGAGCAACUCGCGGCUUUUUACCGUUGGUUGGCCGAGAAGAAGGCCGAGAUUUCCGAGCGCGUGAGAUCGACGCGCCGCCUAUCGACGUCCAGCGACGUCAUCGACGAGGAGAGGGAGCUUCUUCAGCAUCUUCUUCGGGGACAUUUCCUGAAUAAAAAACAAGAUAGUUGCGGUUGUUGUCAUCGUUGUGAUUCUUCGUCUCGGACAGUUGCCAUCAGCGAGAGGAACCUCGACCGGAGCUUUGACCGGCAGGUGUCUCUGCCGCGGCUUUCGAGUGAGAGCAGCUUCGCCGGAAGCUUCUUCUCCGGGACGACGAUCGACGGCAAUUUCUCGAACCAGACAGACGCGAAGGAGACUUCGACCACAACGCGGGUCUCCGUAACGAAGGAGGAGGUGGAAGAAGAGAUGGCGAAUGACGGCCAAGAGAAAAGCAUGGCGAAGAAGUCGAAAGAAAGUUAUUACUUGCAAAUCACGCUUGCUAAGAGGCUCACAUCUCAAGCAAGCCUAGGAGGUGAGACCAUUCUUGUACACAGCCCCAUUGGCGAUACCUUCGUUGACGCUGAAACUCUCUCCUACCGCCUCUGGGUCAGUGGUUGCUUGUCAUACAGCGACAAGAUAUCAGAUGGGUUCUACAAUAUCUUGGGGAUGAAUCCGUACCUGUGGCUGAUGUGUAACAACGUAGAGGAAGGGACACGACUUCCAUCUCCUAUGUUACUGAAGGAGAUCGAACCGAGCGAGACAUCAAUGGAAGUGGUUUUGAUAGACAGACGUGAGGACUCACGCCUUAAAGAGCUGGAGGACAAGGCUCAUGAAUUGUGUUGUGCUUCAGAGAAUAGAUUGGUGCUGGUGGAGAAACUGGGCAAACUUGUUGCCGUAUACAUGGGGGGACACUUCCAAGUGGAGCAAGGUGAUCUUCAAAGACGAUGGAGACUGGUUAGUAAGAGACUCAAGGAAUUUCGGAGGUGUAUUGUUCUUCCUAUAGGCAGUUUAUCUAUAGGUCUCUGCCGGCACCGAGCCAUACUGUUUAAGAAAUUGGCAGAUUACAUAGGUUUGCCAUGUCGAAUAGCUCGAGGUUGCAGGUAUUGUGAAGAGGAGCAUCGUUCUUCUUGCCUUGUCAAGAUCGAGGAUGACAGGAAGCUGUCAAGGGAAUAUGUAGUUGACCUAGUUGGGGAACCAGGAAAUGUUCAUGUCCCGGAUUCCUCCAUCAAUGGUGUGUUACAGUGUCAGAUUCCUUCACCACUUCGGAUUAGCCAUCUUGAAGAAUUCUCCGCGCGUUGCGUGGACAACACAUUCCCUUGUCAGACUGUUGGGUCAAAGACAUCAUGUGCUCUUUCUGAAAACAUUCAACACUCAGUUAAUGGAGGGAACUGCCAAGGACACAAAGAAUUUGAGUUGCUUGAUAUUACAAGGACAAUAUCUUGUGCUCAACUUGAUAAAAAAUUCUCUACAAAAGCAUCACCCAUUGUUUCAACUGAAUCUGCCAUUCGAGCUUUGCCACCUGAAAUAGCAAAAGUUAACAAGGACAUGAUUGCUCAAGAAACCUCCAAGGAAGAGACAUUGCAAUUGGAAAGCCCAAUUGAGAACAGUGUUAUCAAGCAGCCAAAGGGGGACUCAUCAGUUGAACCAGAGACGCCCAAACUUGAGAGUCUACAAAGAUUUCCUGCUGAUAACAUUUCACCAUACUUGAAUAUUGAGCCUUGUUUAGCAUCGGAUUGGCUGGAGAUCGCAUGGGAUGAACUACAUAUCAAGGAGCGUGUUGGUGCUGGAUCAUUUGGAACUGUUCAUCGUGCUGAAUGGCAUGGCUCGGAUGUUGCUGUCAAGGUUUUGUCUGUCCAAGAUUUCCAAGAUGACCAAUUCAGGGAGUUUCUCAGAGAGGUUGCAAUAAUGAAACGUGUUCGUCAUCCAAAUGUUGUUCUCUUCAUGGGAGCUGUAACAGAGCGACCCCGCCUUUCAAUCGUUACAGAAUAUUUGCCAAGGGGCAGUUUGUUCCGUCUCAUUCACAGGCCGGCUUCUGGGGAAUUGCUUGAUCAAAGGAGGAGACUACGAAUGGCGUUGGAUGUGGCCAAGGGGAUAAACUACCUUCAUUGUCUUAACCCGCCAGUGGUCCAUUGGGACCUGAAAUCUCCAAAUUUGUUGGUCGAUAGGAACUGGACAGUGAAGGUUUGCGAUUUUGGACUGUCCAGAUUCAAGGCAAACACUUUUAUACCAUCUAAAUCCGUUGCAGGAACGCCUGAAUGGAUGGCUCCAGAAUUUCUUCGUGGUGAGCCCUCGAAUGAAAAAUCCGAUGUUUACAGUUUCGGAGUGAUCCUCUGGGAAUUGGUCACUUUGCAACAACCCUGGAGUGGACUCAGCCCUGCCCAGGUGGUUGGAGCGGUUGCCUUUCAGAACAGAAGGCUUGCCAUUCCACAAAACACAUCCCCGGUUUUGGCUUCUCUGAUGGAAGCUUGUUGGGCCGAUGAACCUGCACAAAGGCCGUCUUUCGCGAGCAUAGUGGAGACUCUGAAGAAGCUGUUGAAGUCUCCGGUUCAGCUCAUCCAAAUGGGUGCAUGAUGAUGAUGAUGAAGAGGGCCUUGAAAGGAAAAAAAAAAGACGCAACGUAGACGUUUGGUGAAUUACGUUAUCCUCUCUUUUAGUGUGAUAUUAUGAUAUACUAACAGAGAGAACUCCCUGGAAAACAUCAACUGGGAGAAGGAAAGAUUAAGCCCCCAUCCCAUGGGUUUUUUUUUUGGUGUAUACGUUUCAUAUAUACAUAUAUAUAUACACAUGUAAUAUGCAAGUGCAAGAGUGACAGAGUGUUGUGUUGCUCUUGUUUGAAGCUUAUUGUUAUGGAUAAUUAUUACAAUGUAUGAUGAAAAUGAGAGACUGAUUCAAGAGAAA